GCAUAGAUUCUUUCACAAGAGCUAUAAGCACACAAUUAUCCUAUAUAAAUACAGCAUUUUAUACAACACUUAUAUGGAAUCGACUAUCGAGCGUAACUUCGUGGAUCGAGAUAUCAUAGUUAGAGCAUUCGAAGAAGAAUUUCAUCUCUUUCUAAAAACAUGAGUGGCCAGUUGCUGCGAAAGACUGUAUCCGAUGUUACAAGUGAAAAAAGCAAACUAGGCAAGGAAUUGGAAACCAUUGUUAAAUUGGAUGAUGAACUUCUUCAAGCUGUUGAAUGUGAAUGCUGUGGCCUCAAAGAAGAUUGCACAAAAGAAUACAUUACAAACAUCAGGAAUUCACGUUCUGAAUGGGUUUGUGGGCUUUGUUCUGAAGCUGUUAAAGAAAGACUAAAGCAUGAACCCAUCAUAACCAUUGAAGAAGCUUUAAGCACACACACAAUUUUCUGUCAAGAAUUCAAUUCUACCACAAGACUUAACCCUAAACUCUCCUUGACAUGUGCUAUGAAGGAUAUAGCCAAAAAAAGUUGUGAGAAGAGAAGAAAUAAUUUAUCCUCAUCAAAAAUGAUUAUUAGAACUGUUAGUUGUGUUCCAAGGAUUGAUCUCAACAUGAAAUAAUAUUAGGGUUGAUUCAAGAUUUGUAGUCUAUCACUUAUAGAUGACAAUAUGUAAUAGAUAAUACGCAAAGAUGCGAAGUUAAUUAUGGUGUUGAAACACUAAAUUUUUAAUUUAAAUUGUUCACUCGAUAGGUGAUUUAUGUAUAUUUAUAUCUAAUCUUUUCA
Olea europaea var. sylvestris is the source of this 779-nucleotide messenger RNA. RefSeq lists its product as uncharacterized. The transcript has 2 exons. Lineage: Eukaryota; Viridiplantae; Streptophyta; Magnoliopsida; Lamiales; Oleaceae. The coding region runs from base 160 to 615 and encodes 151 amino acids. The record is from RefSeq and is a predicted model, not a curated record.